AUGUCCUCAACUUCUCGGACCACCAUUGCUGCCGCUGCAGGUGCAGCUGCCCUCUUCAGUGGCGUCAACUUUGUGUCUGCGCCAGCCACCAGCAAUCUUCGAGCCACUGCGUCUACCGCUGCCGGAUCUACUCCCAGCCUGGAGGCUGCUCCUGGCAAGACUGCCUCUCUGGCCGUCGCUGGUGUCGCUGUGGCAGCUUUGACCGCCAGUGGUCGGAAGGCGCUUGGUAGCAUCAAGCCACAGCUGGUGACGCUGAGCGCCUUCGAGAACGAGUUGGGUGUGCAGGCGCCCGUGGGUUUCUUCGACCCUUUUGGACUGACCAAGGAUGGAGACGUGCAGGCCUUCAAGCGCCGCCGCGCAACAGAGCUGAAGAACGGACGUGUGGCCAUGUUGGCCACCAUGGGCUACAUCGUCCCGGAAUACUUCCGCUUCCCAGGAUACUGCUCUCCCACUGAAGGGGUGAAAUUUGCUGACGUGCCCAAUGGCUUGGCAGCACUUGGGAAGGUGCCUGCAGCUGGGUGGACACAGAUCUUCCUCUUCCUUGGUCUGGUGGAGAAGGGAAUCUACACUUAUGAUCCUACUCGUUCCCCUGGCGACUUCAAGAGUGCAGGUGUGCUGGGCGCGCCCAACGGCAGCACAAUGGUGCCUGGUGAGGGACGCACUCGCAAGCUGAACUCCGAACUCGCCAACGGGCGCCUGGCAAUGAUGGCAAUCAUUGGCAUGUUUUUUCAGGAUGGCCUCACUGGCUCUGCCUGGGGGGAUUGGGCAGCGUACACCGAUUCCCCUCUGAGAGCCUUCGAGAACGAGCUUGGUGUCCAGGCCCCAGUGGGCUACUUCGACCCCAUGGGCUUGGCCAAGGACGGGGACGUGAAGACCUUUCGCCGCCGCCGGGAGAGCGAGCUGAAGAACGGCCGUGUGGCGAUGUUCGCCACUAUGGGCUUCAUCCUGCCGGAGUACUUCCGCUUCCCUGGCUACCUCUCGCCUGCGAAGGGGCUCAAGUUCGCUGAUGUUCCAAAUGGCUUGGCAGCGCUCUCCAAGGUGCCUUUGACUGGCUGGAUCCAGAUCUUCCUCUUCUGUGGCAUGGUGGACUUCGGCCUCUACAGGGCAGAUGAUUCUCGGGACCCUGGAGACUAUGAGAACCUCAGCUGCGGCAAGCCACGUUUGUGUACGUUGAAUGGAAGAUCGCGGGAUAUCGCACAUUUGCGCUUUAACCGGGAGGCAACCAAGUUCGGAUUUUGCCAUCCAAGUUCGGACAAAGUGAUAACAUAUUAA
This is a messenger RNA of Durusdinium trenchii, 1272 nucleotides long. NCBI's taxonomy places the organism in Eukaryota, Dinophyceae, Suessiales, Symbiodiniaceae. The record is from the annotation of a GenBank genome assembly.